Molecule: messenger RNA, 1945 nt
Organism: Epinephelus moara (kelp grouper)
Lineage: Eukaryota; Metazoa; Chordata; Actinopteri; Perciformes; Serranidae
Product: reticulon-4-interacting protein 1 homolog, mitochondrial-like
Exons: 9
Coding region: 342-1652 (436 amino acids)
Cellular component (GO): mitochondrion
Molecular function (GO): oxidoreductase activity; zinc ion binding
Source: RefSeq, a predicted model, not a curated record
GUGAGGUGAAAGGUUAGCUUGUUAUGUCGCCACCUAGCCGGAGAGGGGUGUGUUAUCUGCUAUCAGCUAAUCUUUAUAACACUGGUUUUCAUUUCAGGUUAAUAACUGACACUCGGUAAUACACUUAACGUGCACACAGACGCUGUCGCUUAUUUGUUUGACUUAUUCGAUACAUUUUUGCGAGUGCUUUGAGCGCAGACGACGUGCACAUGCUAACGUUAGCUGUGUAGCUACCUAGCUAACCAGCUAUCAUUAGCUAAGGUAGUGACAAGUGUUCUUCCUGAUGACUUGUGGUAUCAAAAGCUGACCUUGUAGGCACAGUCAGCCGCAGGACGGUGUAAAUGUGUUCUGUCAGAGCUAUGGCAUCAACCAGGCUCCUGCGUUUGUUAAACGCGAAAGCAGCAGCCUCGACCAAAACAUUAGCCAGGGCAGGGUGGAGUGUGUGCUUCAGGAGAAAUGUCUGUAGUUCACCUUCAAGACUGCAGAGCUGUAUGUCAGCCUGGGUCAUUGAUCAGUAUGGUACUAAUGAGGUUCUGAAGUACACUGAAGAAAUCCCCAUGCCCAUUGUCAGCUCUCCCAGUGAGGUGAUGAUUAAAGUCCACGCUGCCAGUCUCAACCCUCUUGAUGUGUCUAUGAGGGGUGGUUAUGGAGCUAAACUGCUUAAAUUAAGAAGGGAUCCACUGUCUGUGAUGGGCAGUGACAAUGAUAGUGAGUUUCCUCUGAUCCUUGGUCGUGAUGUGUCUGGUGUGGUGGUGGACUGUGGAUCUGAGGUGACCCAUGUUGUUCCAGGAGAUGAGGUGUGGGCUGCUGUUCCCCCAUGGAAACAAGGCAGCCUGGCAGAAUUUGUGACUCUCACAGAGUAUGAGGUUUCCCAUAAGCCAAAGUUAUUGAGUCACACAGAGGCAGCAUCCAUCCCCUAUGUGGCCAACACUGCUCUGUCUGCGCUCGUCAACGCAGGUGGUCUUUGCAGACACAACUCUUCAAAUAAAAGAGUUUUGAUCACUGGAGGAUCCGGAGGGGUUGGAACAUUCUCCAUUCAGUUAUUGAAGGCCUGGGGAGCCCACGUAACUGUUACCUGCUCUCAGAACGCCGAAGGCCUUGUUAGAGGACUGGGGGCCGACGAGGUGGUGGACUACACAGCGGGAGAUGCGCCCGAGCAGCUAGAAAUGAUGGAGAAGUUUGAUGUGAUUUUAGACAACGUGGGCGGGGAGACGGAGGAGUGGGCGGUAGGCCUGCUGAAGCCCUGGUCUGGAGCGAAGUACGUCACACUGGUAACACCUUUACUCCUCAACACCGAUUCCAUGGGCCUGCUGGAUGGGGCGUUUCACGCUGGACUCACCCUGCAAAGCAAGGCCAUGCAGAACAUUAUAUCAAGUGGAGUCUUCUAUCGGUGGGGGUUUUACACUCCAGAUGGACCUGCCCUGGAUGAGGUCAGCAGGCUGGUGGAUGCAGUGAAGAUUCUGCCAGUAGUGGAGGCCCAGUUUCCAUUUACCCAGGUGCCCCAGGCUUUUCAGAAGUUGGAGCAGGGCCACGCCAGAGGGAAGACAGUCGUCAGGGUGGAUGACGAGGACGACAGACAGGCCGAAGAGCUGGUGCAGAGCAGUCGCACGGAGACCGCAGAGUCCGAGCAAGACGUGCGAGAGACGGCCUAGCAAAACUAAGAGACAGCGGAGGGAAUUCAGCUCCUGUGUUUCUUCUCACCUUUGCAAGGCUGCUCUGACAGCAGAAGACUGUAUAAUUGAACGGGAGCAGAGGUGCUGCCGUUGCGCAGCAGACUACAAGCGUGACCUGAGACUGUAAUGGGAGCGUGCCAAAGACUGUUGUUAAAUCUUACACCUUCCUGUGCUAUCUUGAAGUUUUCACAAGGUGUUUGAGUUAUGCCGCGUUCCUGUCAUGGAGAGGCUGUUAUAAUUACCAGCUGUGGACUAAUAAAUACCAUUCAGGG